AUGACUCAGGACCAAAGACUCAGGCACCCAAGACCUCAGGGCCCUAGACUCAGGACACCAAGCUCACGGCCCAAGACAUCAGGGCCCAUGACCUCAGGGACCAAGACCUCGCAGAGCCCAAGACCUCAGGCCAAAGACCUCAUGGACCCAGAACUCACGGCCAAAGACACUCAGGGCCAAGACAUCAGGGCCAAUCCUAGGGCGACACAAGACCUCGGGCUCCAAGACCUCAGGGCCAAGACCUCAGGGCCAAAGACCUCAGGGCUCCAAGCCCAAGAGCGAUACACAGGUUGGGGAACUGUGGUUUGUCUGAGAUCCAGCUGUUCCUCUGUGGCCUCAGCUUUGGAGUCCAACCCCUUCACAUCUCACUUCUGGACCUGA
This is a messenger RNA of Knipowitschia caucasica, 381 nucleotides long. NCBI's taxonomy places the organism in Eukaryota, Metazoa, Chordata, Actinopteri, Gobiiformes, Gobiidae. The record is from the annotation of a GenBank genome assembly.